Messenger RNA from Spinacia oleracea (spinach), 1852 nucleotides. Its product is annotated as zeatin O-glucosyltransferase. The transcript has a single exon. Lineage: Eukaryota; Viridiplantae; Streptophyta; Magnoliopsida; Caryophyllales; Amaranthaceae. Gene Ontology annotation, molecular function: UDP-glycosyltransferase activity. The record is from RefSeq and is a predicted model, not a curated record. The coding region runs from base 249 to 1679 and encodes 476 amino acids.
UGUAUAGCUAUGAGUCCACCAAUUAUAUUAUUGACAUUAAAACCUUAUUGAAUAUAAGUAUAUACACAAGGCAACAAAAAUAGCCGACGAUAUCGGACAAUAAUGUUGAUACGACAAGGUGCCUGGUGGCUCCGCAGGCCCGAAAGCGUGUUUGAUAAGGAAAGGUGAUAACACACAAGAAUGUUGAAAUUUAGUAUCUGCUUAAGUAAUUACAAAACUAAAUUACAAAUCUGCAAACCCAGCACGAAAUGGAAGGCCAUAAUUUGUGUGAACAAGGUGAGCAAAGUUGCCACGAGCACCUAUCAGCUGAAGUUGUGGUGGUGAUGGUACCCUUUCCGGCACAAGGCCAUCUCAACCAACUCCUCCAUCUCUCUCAUCUCAUUAUCUCUUACAGGCUACCAGUACACUACGCUGGGUCCUCCUCCCACAACCGCCAAGCCAAACUCCGCCUUCAAGGCUGGGACUUGCAAAUUCUUAGCAAAAUUCAUUUCCACGACCUUGAACUACCGUCGUACAACUGCCCUCCUCCCAACCCGGACAACUCUGUGGGUUUCCCUACGCACCUCCAACCACUUUUCGAUGCUUCUGUACAUCUACAUCAGCCUGUUACCCAACUCUUACAGCAACUGUCAAGUAAGUUCAGGAGAGUUGUUGUGAUUCAUGAUAGUAUGAUGACUUCUGUGGUACAAUGUAUAAAAACCAUCUCCAAUGCUGAAACCUAUGCCUUCAUUCCUGUAUCUGCCUUCACUUUUUUCUUCAAUUCUUGGGAUAAAAUACAGCCAAAACCUUUUCUGCUAGGUUCAGAAGUACCGAAAUCCAUUCCCUCCAAUGACGGGUGUUUUGCACCUGAGAUUUCAUACUUGGCAGUCCUGCAGAGGAGUAUGUUAGGACUUGAGUCAGGAAGACUGUAUAACACAUCCAAGGUGAUGGAAAGUAAAUACAUCCAACUGUUGGAGAAGCUAACAACAAAUAUUAAGAUAAAGCACUUUGCAAUUGGACCUUUAAAUCCAGUGGAAAUGAAAAGAAGAAAGGAACAACAUAGACAUAUAUGCCUGGAAUGGCUAGACAAACAGGUGACGAGUUCAGUGAUAUACAUAUGUUUUGGAUCAACAACAUCAAUGACAGAUGAGCAGAUCAUGGAAAUGGCGCUAGGAUUGGAAAGAAGUGGGCAAAACUUUAUAUGGGUGCUUAGAAGGGCUGAUACAGGUGAUGUUUUUACAGUUGGUGAAGUCGGGAAACCUCAGCUGCCAGAAGGAUAUGAAGAUAGAGUGAAAAACAGAGGAAUGGUGGUAAGAGAUUGGGCACCCCAGCUUGAAAUUCUAGCACAUCCAUCUACAGGUGGGUUCAUGAGUCACUGUGGGUGGAAUUCGUGCAUGGAAAGCAUCAGCAUGGGAGUGCCAAUCGCAGCAUGGCCUAUGCAUUCUGACCAACCAAGGAAUGCCUUUUUGGUGACAGAUGUGCUAAAAAUUGGUACACUGGUGAGGGAUUGGACACACCGUGCUGAGGUGGUGCCAUCGAAUACUAUAGAUUAUGCAUUGAGAACAUUGAUGGCUUCAGAGGAAGGAAUGGAAAUGCGGAAAAGAGCUGCAGAACUAGGUGAUUCUGUUCGAGCAUCAGUUGCUAAAGAUGGUGCUUCUCGCUUAGAGAUGGAUUCAUUCAUUUCUCAUAUCAUCAGAUAAUAUUGACUGCACAAUUCUUGAUGACAGAGGAAACCUUUCACAUUUCACUGAAUCAGUUAGUUGUUUUAUGUUCAGAAGUCUCUAUGAAACAGUGUGCCUUGUCUUCCUAAAUUUACAUUUUCAGAAAUUUAUCAGACAUGCUUUGUUAAGUUUUAAUGUUACUUUUCGUCCUA